This is a messenger RNA of Talaromyces atroroseus, 1245 nucleotides long. RefSeq lists its product as hypothetical. The record is from RefSeq and is a predicted model, not a curated record. Gene Ontology annotation, biological process: transmembrane transport; nucleobase transport. Gene Ontology annotation, molecular function: nucleobase transmembrane transporter activity. The transcript is spliced from 7 exons. Lineage: Eukaryota; Fungi; Ascomycota; Eurotiomycetes; Eurotiales; Trichocomaceae. The coding region runs from base 1 to 1245 and encodes 414 amino acids. Gene Ontology annotation, cellular component: plasma membrane.
AUGUGGUUUGGUAUGCAAGCCUUCUGGGGAGGACAGGCAACUCGGGUUAUGAUUGGUGCUAUCAUCCCUGGUUUUGCUCAUAUGAAGAAUUUCUUCUCUGCGAGCUCGCACCUCCAAACGAACGACUUCAUCGGACUGGUCAUUUGGAUGUGUGGUUUUGUUCCUGCAGUCCUUAUCCGACCUGAGAAGCUUCAGAUUCCUUUCUUCGCCUGCUUCGUUCUUUUCUGCGGUUCCUGCUUUGGGAUCCUAGCCUGGGCCGUGUCACAAGCUGGUGGCGCCGGCGAUCUCUUCCGCGAACCCGGAACAGCUGCAAACACCGGCUGGGCCUUCAUGUUUGGUAUUACCGCUAUAUUGGGGUCUUGGGGCUCCGGAACAUUGGGACAAUCUGACUGGGUCCGUUACUCGAAACGCCCAUAUGCGCCAACGCUCUCGCAGCUAGUUGCCUGCCCAGCUACGAUCGCCAUCACGGCGAGCAUCGGGAUAAUUGUGACCAGCGCCUCAAAUAAAGUCAUGGGCGGGGAAAUCCAAUGGAACCCAAUUUAUCUUCUUGCCGAUAUUCAGGAAUAUUAUCACUCCAGUCCGAGGGUGCGCGCUGGGGUCUUGUUUGCUAGCUUGGGAAUGGUUGCAUCACAGUACUCGAUUAGUGUAAUCCUCAACAGUGUCAGCUGUGGCAUGGAUAUGGCAGGUCUUUGGCCGAAAUAUCUCAAUAUCAGACGCGGGAGUUAUAUCAUGGCUAUCAUCGGAAUCGCAGUCCAACCAUGGCAACUGCUGUCCACAGCAGACAAAUUUCUCGCCGUUCUUAGCGGCUUCGGCGUGUUUAUGGCCCCAGCGACAGGCCUCAUGCUAGCAGACUACCAUCUCAUCCGUCACCACAAACUAAAGUUGUCUGAUCUCUACCGCGGUGACAGCACCUCGAUCUACUGGUUCCGGUCAGGCGUUAACUGGCGCGGCUUUGCUGCAUUCACAAUGGGAAUGUGGCCGCUUCUUCCCGGCCUCGCGGCAAACGUCAACUCUUGGGAAGGAAAAUGGACCGGAUGGUUGAGACUGUACAAUCUAACAUUUAUUGUGGGAUUAGCAAUCAGCUUUAUCGUCUUCUGGGUGCUAAAUGUCCUUUUCCCUGUACAUGGGGUGGACGAGGACGGGCCAUUUAUUCCUACCAUGGAUGGGGUGUCGAGUAAAACUGAUGAGGAAAGCUAUGUUCGGGCAAGGGAUGAGAAGGGGUCGGAGAGAAUUACAAUCGUAUAA